Messenger RNA from Acanthopagrus latus (yellowfin seabream), 1721 nucleotides. RefSeq names its product acidic mammalian chitinase-like. The transcript has 12 exons. Gene Ontology annotation, biological process: carbohydrate metabolic process; chitin catabolic process. Gene Ontology annotation, cellular component: extracellular region. The record is from RefSeq and is a predicted model, not a curated record. Lineage: Eukaryota; Metazoa; Chordata; Actinopteri; Spariformes; Sparidae. Bases 91 to 1593 code for a protein of 500 amino acids. Gene Ontology annotation, molecular function: chitinase activity; chitin binding.
CUGUCUUAUCAUGUCUAUAAAAAGGACUCUCAGGUGGACCACAGCAGCAUUUGACCAACUACUGGGAAUAGGUGGCUCAGUUGAUGAAACAUGGCUCAACUUACAAUCUUGGCUGGACUGGCUCUUAUGCUAUGUCUUCAGACAGUAUCUUCUACCAAACUAGUGUGCUACUUUACCAACUGGUCCCAGUAUAGACCCGGCACUGGCAGAUUUCUGCCUUCCAAUGUGGAUCCCAACCUCUGCACACACUUGAUCUACGCCUUUGCAGUAAUCAGCCCUUACAGCGAGCUCACAACCUAUGAGUGGAACGACGAUGUUCUCUAUAAAUCCUUCAAUGAACUCAAGUAUAGAAACCCCCAGCUGAAGACUCUGUUGGCUGUUGGCGGCUGGAACUUUGGAACUACACAAUUCACCACCAUGGUGGCUAACCCUGCCAACCGUCAGAGAUUCAUCCAGUCUACCAUCAGAUUCCUUAGAGUGCAUGGCUUCGAUGGGCUUGACCUAGACUGGGAGUAUCCUGGUGCCAGAGGAAGCCCGCCAGAGGACAAGCAGAGGUACACAGUGCUCGUCCAGGAAUUACUUGCUGCCUAUAAAAAAGAAGCCUCUGACAACAGAAGACCACGACUGCUGAUCACCGCUGCAGUGGCUGCUGGGAAGGGAAACAUUGACAGUGGAUAUGAGAUUGCUGAAGUCUCAAAAUACUUGGACUUCAUAAACGUCAUGACCUACGAUUUCCACGGAGCAUGGGACCAGUUGACCGGGCACAACAGCCCUCUGUACCGCAGCUCUGUUGAUCAAGGCGAAAACAUCUACUAUAAUGUGGACUUUGCUAUUAAAUACUGGAGAGACAGAGGAGCUCCACUUGAGAAGCUCAUACUGGGUUUCCCCACAUAUGGACGCACAUUUCGCCUGUCAUCAGGAGCUACCAGUGUUGGAGCACCAGUCAGUGGACCGGCCACAGCUGGACCCUACACCCGUGAAGCUGGGUUCUGGUCCUACUACGAGAUUUGCACUUUCCUCCAUGGAGCCAGUCUCAGCUGGAAUGAUGAGCAAAUGGUUCCCUAUGCCACUAAUGGAAAUGAGUGGGUUGGGUUUGAUAACUGGCAGAGCUAUGAAAUUAAGACACAAUAUCUGAAGGAAAAUAAAUUUGGAGGAGCCUUCAUCUGGUCCCUGGACCUGGAUGAUUUUGCUGGACAGUUCUGUGGACAGGGAAGCUAUCCCCUCAUUAGACGUCUACGCACUCUUCUAGAAUCAGAACAUCCACCAGUGAACAGCACUAACACUCCUAACACCACUACCCGGCCCAGCCCGUCCAACAACACCACUGCUGCAACUAAGCCUACAACUACCCAGCCCAGCACAUCCACCUCCACCCCUGCUUCAACUAAACCUACAUCUACCACUGCCAAGCCUGCCACCACAACUGUUGGCUCUGCAGAAUCUUUCUGUGUUGGAAAGCGUGAUGGCAUCUACAAAAAUGACAAAAAUCCCAACACCUUUAUUCAGUGUGUCGGCGGACACACAUACAUCCAGAGAUGUCCAGUUAAUCUUAUUUUCAAUGAGCAUUGCCAGUGCUGCGUCUAUCCUUAUUAAAUAUCUCUUCAGGGAGCAAAAUGUGGUUUGAUUUUUAAAAUGUUUUGCUGAAUUUAAAUCAUUGAAUUUGUAUACAUCAACCUUAUUCACAUGUGUAUACAUUCAUAUGAAUAAAAAGUCAAAAUUAA